Molecule: messenger RNA, 1368 nt
Organism: Lucilia sericata (common green bottle fly)
Lineage: Eukaryota; Metazoa; Arthropoda; Insecta; Diptera; Calliphoridae
Product: putative mediator of RNA polymerase II transcription subunit 29
Exons: 5
Coding region: 1-1368 (455 amino acids)
Source: RefSeq, a predicted model, not a curated record
AUGUUAGUAUUUAAAGGCAUUAAAGUUUUAGCUAUACCUUUCCUAGUUCUUUUAAGCAUUUGUGAAACAGAAAAUGCUUACAUUUCGUCGCAAGCUUAUAAUAGCCAAACAACUCAUUUAAAAACCCAUACGAAUUUGGAAACUAAAAUUUCAGCCGUAACCCAGUGCCAUCAUAGUUUUGCAGUGCAACCCUUUACAGAUCACAAUUUUCUAUAUAAUAGUCAUAAUGGAGAAAGUAAAGUUGAACAUCAUAAAUCUUUAAAUCAUAAUAUCGUACAUGUCUAUACUCAAACACAACCAAUCUCACAACUCCACUGGAUAUAUAAAUCGAAUUAUUAUCCAAUUCGUGAUAAAAAUUUUCUCUAUAAUACUCACAAUGGUGAAAGUUCUAUACAUCAUCAAAAUUCUUUAAAUCAUAAUUACUUGCAUAUAUAUACACAAGUCCAUCCAACUGUAAACUCUACUGGAUACUCCAAAAAGUGUGUUGAAAGUUCAAAGCAUUUCAAUACUCACGUAAUUUCUUCGAAAGCAAAUACAAAUAAUGUAACUUCAAAUUCCGGUUCUACAAAUUCAAAUCCAGUAACUACUAUGACUAAACCACUAAAGAUCGGUUCAAAUAUUAACAUUGAAGAAGCUACAAAAAUUAUCGGCAAUUCAACCCAAAAGACCGACAAAGAUUUCAAAAAUAAUAACCAAGAGAAUAAUGUCAAUGAGAAGAAAAAGCUAAAAUCUUUUCAAAUUUUUAAGAACAAGAAUCUGAAACAUUUUGUUGCAGAACAGGCUAGAAAAAUUAUAGAAAACUCAACAUCAAACGUCAAAUCCGAUAAUGAUGCAGUAAAGAAACCUUUUAGGAUUUUUAUGAACAAAAAUCUGACAAAUAUUAUGUCUGAGCAGUCUAGGAAAUUUAUGCAUACAACUACAAAACCAACCGAUAUUGAUAAUUCGACCCAGUCCCCAAUCAAACCAAAUACAAAUGUCGUAGCUGAAAAAGAUAUCAAAAAUAGUGAAAUAAAGCCAAAUUUCAAAUCCGAUAAUGACACUGGACAGGAAAAAGCUAGAAAAAUUUCUGAAAGUGUAAAUGAUAAUAAUAUUGAUGUUAUAUCAACAACCCUAAAGCCCACUACACAUAAUGAGAUCGAAAAGAAGAAAAGCUUAAAACCUUUUAAAAUUUUUAAGAACAAAAAUCUAACAAAAUUUAUCUCAGAACAGGUUAGAAAAAUUUUACAUACAACUACGAAGCCAAAGGAUAUUGAAAAUGAUAAGGAAUUUAUUGAAACUACAACGGCAAAGAAUGUUAAAGAUUCAACUAUAGAUACAACCACUAGGAUUCCAUUUGUAUGGAACAAUGAUGUUGAACUAGCAAGAUAA